CUCGUGUCCAUUGGGCUUAAAAAUGUCAGUAAUAAAAAUCCUUGUUUAAACGUAAUUAUAUUAUUACCCAUUGUUUGUACCAUCCAUCACGCACUCUCACCAAAGACCAUGCCAUCGAAUGCCUCAAUAUGCACAACCGUCUACAGCUGCCACACGACAUCUCUGACCCAAUUUCUCACCUUUUGAACCAGCUCCCAACCCGACCUCUGAAACAACGCAACAAAGCUUCCGUCAACUGGAGUACAACAUGGCCCAUCAUUCAGCUGUUACUUUUCGAAGUCGACUACUUCAACAUGAGAAAGUACCUCCAAUCCCGUCAGAAAGUUUAGGACAGCUCUUUUUAGAUUGGCUCUAUGCGCCCACAAC
Molecule: messenger RNA, 366 nt
Organism: Mycotypha africana
Lineage: Eukaryota; Fungi; Mucoromycota; Mucoromycetes; Mucorales; Mycotyphaceae
Exons: 1
Coding region: 129-329 (66 amino acids)
Source: RefSeq, a predicted model, not a curated record